Aspergillus melleus is the source of this 285-nucleotide messenger RNA. RefSeq lists its product as uncharacterized. The coding region runs from base 1 to 285 and encodes 94 amino acids. The transcript has 2 exons. NCBI's taxonomy places the organism in Eukaryota, Fungi, Ascomycota, Eurotiomycetes, Eurotiales, Aspergillaceae. The record is from RefSeq and is a predicted model, not a curated record.
AUGGUUCAACUUGAUCGUCCAAUAGUCGGGGAUCCCGAGCAGCUCGAAGUCGAUGUUCGGCACCUUUACAAAUGUCAUGAGGAGGAACUCAAGCACGUCGUAGAUGUUAAUCUUCUAAUCAAAGGAGCGGAAGUAGCUCGACAGCCCACAAACGUGACCCUCCCAUGUCUCAACGACACUGAGAAAGAGGCACUCAAGAAAGAAAAAACAUUGGGGUUUUUUCAACAGACAAAGGAUCUGAAAGUUACUAUCUUGACUACUGCCUGUGCCGCCAUUACCCAGUAA